AUAUUAAAAUUUGAGUAUUGAAUUAUCAAUAAAUUGCGGUUAAAAGUUAGAAAACAAACUCUAUGGUUAAAGUUUGGUUUCCAAACACACUAUUAGUAUUAGACCCCCAACUAGGCCAAGCAAUAGCCGCCGCAUGCAUUUGCAUUUAAACUAUACGAGGAAGCAAAGUAGAGAUGAAGUAGAAACAUAAUUUAUCAAUGGCAGUUUAUUCCUCUCUUCUUUCUUCUUCCUCUCUUCACUCUGCUUCUUUUCUCAAUCACAAAUUAAUUCACAAAUUUAUCUUCCUUUCUUUCCUUUGAAUUAUCCUUAAAGCUUUCCAACAAAGUUAAGUUACUUAAUUUUUCACAAAAACUCCUUUCACACAUUCAAUUGUUUUCAUCAUAUUUCAUGUUACUUCUUGCUGUAUAACCUCAUUAUACUUUCUUUCUCUUAAAAUUUUCUCAACAUUUUCAUAUAUUCUAUACUCAUUUUUUGGUGGGUUCAUUUUACCAAUUGAUAUUGGUUAGCAAGUAUGCUUCUAAGAGCCCACAUUUAUGUCUUUUUCAUUGUCCUGAUUUUAUGUAAUUGUUUGUUUGAUUUUGUUUCGGCUUCGGCUUCGUCUUCGGCUGCUGCUUUUAAUCUUAGUCUUCCUCAUGAACACCCUUUCCCUGAACAUAUUGUUCGAGAAUUUCACAGGAGAGUUAAUGUGUCUCUAAGCAGAAGGAAAACCCUAGAAACAACCCAAGAAAAGGACCAGUUUUCUUGUGUAACUGGUAAUCCAAUUGAUGAUUGUUGGAAAUGUGACCCUAAUUGGGCCGGUAACCGGCAACAGUUAGCCGAUUGCGCAAUCGGGUUCGGCUACAAGGCACUUGGUGGCAAAGGUGGUCCUAUCUAUGUGGUUACGGACUCUUCAGACCCGGACCCUCAUAAGCCUAAAUCGGGGACCUUACGUGACGCCGUUAGCCAACCCGGACCAGUUUGGAUAAUAUUUGCUAGUGACAUGCUUAUUAAGCUUAAAAGUCCUCUAUUAGUCACAAGUUUUAAGACAAUUGAUGGACGUGGUGCUCAUGUUGAGGUAACGGGUGGAGGGUGCAUAUCAAUUGAGCAUGUUACAAAUGUGAUUGUUCACAAUAUUAAUAUACAUCAUUGUUACCCUGCUGACUCGGAUGGUGACGGGUUACAUAUUUUUUCGUCUAGUAAUAUUUGGAUAGACCAUUGCACGUUGUCUAAUUGCGCGGAUGGUCUAAUUGAUUGUACCGUGGGAUCAACUGCCAUCACAAUUUCGAACAAUCACUUCUCUCAUCACGAUAAGGUUAUCUUACUAGGGCAUAGCGACGACUAUGUUGCUGAUCGAGGGAUGCAAGUCACGGUGGCAUUCAAUCGAUUCGGUGAGGCAUUAAAUCAACGUAUGCCUAGGUGCCGGUUUGGGUACUUCCACGUCGUGAAUAAUGAUUACUCGAGUUGGGCUGAGUACGCGGUGGGUGGUAGCUCUAGACCUACCAUCAAUAGCCAAGGGAAUCGAUACAUUGCACCACCAAAUCCUAAUGCCAAAGAGGUUACAAGAAGGUUGGAUGCAGAUGGGCAAGAGUGGGAGAGCUGGAAUUGGAGAACAGAAGGUGAUUUAAUGGUGAAUGGAGCCUUCUUUGUGCCAUCAGGUGAUGGGGUCAAUCCUCAAUAUUCUUUGGCUUCAAGUAUGGAGCCCAAACCUGCUGCUUUUAUUGACCAACUUACUCUCAACGCAGGCAUCUUGCUUCCUAAUGGAGGCAUAGCAAAUCCUGGAUCAAGAGGUAGCGGCAUUAGUAGUGGUGGCGGGCUAAUUCCUGGCGGCAAUGGGGGUGGUGCCCCGGGAGGCAUGUAUGGCACGGGAGACGGUUACAAUAAUCCUCCAGGAGAAGGAGGCUAUUAUGGAGGGGAUGGAGGGUUGUUUUUUAGCAGUGCACCUCCUUCACCUUGUUGUCAAACUUCCAUCAUUAUUUUGUCUACAAUACUUAUUUUGACUUUAUAUUUUACCACAAAUAAUUAUUUUGUUAUGUAGCUAGGCUAUAAGUUAUUUAUAAUUUAUAUAGAUAAUUCAAGUCAUCAAGAGUAUAUAUCUAUAAACACUUCCUCUCCCCUCCCAUAACAAAAAAUUAAAGUUACAACAUUUCAACAACCAAUUAUGAAUUGCUCCCACCUUUCAUCAGACCAAAUUAUGGCUAAGUUGAAAGAAUUAAAACAAAAAAAGAAAAAACUAACUUGUUAAUUAAGCAAAAGGUUUUGCAUGACCCAUCCAUGAUAUGAAUCAUAUGAUUGUCAUUUUAUUUAAAUGGAUGUAAAAUUAAAGGCUAUCAAAUUGUCUCUU
Molecule: messenger RNA, 2320 nt
Organism: Chenopodium quinoa (quinoa)
Lineage: Eukaryota; Viridiplantae; Streptophyta; Magnoliopsida; Caryophyllales; Amaranthaceae
Product: probable pectate lyase 5
Exons: 4
Coding region: 512-2014 (500 amino acids)
Molecular function (GO): pectate lyase activity
Source: RefSeq, a predicted model, not a curated record